UGGCACUAUGGUCAUGGCGGAGGGGACGGCAGUGUUGAGGCGGAACAGGCCGGGCACCAAGGCGCAGGAUUUCUAUAAUUGGCCUGAUGAAUCCUUUGAUGAAAUGGACAGUACACUUGCUGUUCAGCAGUAUAUUCAGCAGAACAUAAGAGCAGAUUGCUCCAAUAUUGAUAAAAUUCUUGAACCACCUGAAGGCCAAGAUGAAGGUGUAUGGAAGUAUGAACAUUUAAGGCAAUUCUGUCUUGAGCUAAAUGGACUUGCUGUCAAACUUCAGAGUGAAUGCCAUCCAGAUACUUGUACUCAAAUGACAGCAACUGAACAGUGGAUUUUUCUGUGUGCAGCUCAUAAAACUCCAAAAGAGUGUCCUGCUAUAGACUAUACUAGACACACGCUUGAUGGUGCUGCAUGUCUUCUGAAUAGCAAUAAAUAUUUUCCUAGCAGGGUUAGCAUAAAGGAAUCAUCUGUAGCAAAACUAGGAUCAGUAUGCCGUAGGAUUUAUAGAAUAUUUUCGCAUGCUUAUUUUCAUCACCGGCAGAUAUUUGAUGAAUAUGAAAAUGAAACCUUUUUGUGUCAUCGGUUUACUAAAUUUGUGAUGAAAUACAAUUUGAUGUCCAAGGAUAACCUGAUUGUACCAAUUUUAGAAGAGGAAGUUCAGAAUUCAGUUUCUGGAGAAAGUGAAGCAUGAAGGGAAUCGUACAGAAAAAUGUACUGAUCACAUAAUUAACGUUCAUUAUGUACUGUAUAUAUCAUUUUAGACACAUCAAUCAUGUAUUCAUAUUAUAGCUUCUUUGUUUAGAUUAGGUUUUUGUAUGCUGUGUGUUGCCUUUUAAAAGGGGAAAUACUUUUUAAGUUAUUCAUAAGCUGUAUAUUCACCGGUGUGGCACUCAUGGUUUUUUAAAUAAGAUUAGUAUUAUCUGUUUAUAAUGCCUGUUAAUAAAAGAAUUUACAGUUUGGUAAAAUUGCUGCUAAACAAUCAUUGGAUUACAAUCCUCAUCAAAUAAACCCAUAUAUAAAAAGAUGAGUAAGCUUGAGGUCUUGCACAAACCAUUUACUAAAGAGAUAGUAAUGUUUUCCUUUCAUUUUGUCCCUGAAUUUAGAUAUUAUAGAAAAUUCUAUAGAACAUAAACUGUAAACUUUUCCAAAAUGAGAUAAAAGUACUUUAAAAUUCUGUUUAUAGUUUUUGAUAUGCAUUUAUGAUUAUGUGUAUAUCCAAAUAUAAAUGCAAAUGAAGCAUUAGUAAUUCUUAUAUAAUCUUACUAUGCUAUAUAAAGUAUAUUCUAGGCCAGCAUACUUGGAAAGGAUAUACCUUUUUACAGCAGUGGACUGUUACAUAUAAGUUGAUGCUAAUGAUAAGGCACAUAAAAGGUAUUCCCACUGGAAAACUGUUCACCCCCUUCUCACUUCCCAUAAUCCUGUCCCCAGAUACUUUAGCUGAGAAGUCUUUCACCAGACUGUGACUUAGUGGUGACUUAUACCUGUUUAUACUCAUGUUUGUAUUAAUUGCUUACAGAUUUACCUCAUAUUAGCAAUUAUAUUACACUACAAGAAAGAUGUGUUGGCAUAGGCUCUUUGUUUUGUGAAAAUUUUCUAACUACUUGGAAGACAGACCUUAAAGCCAUUUGAUUCUUCCUCUCAGUAAUAUUAAUCUUUUCAUCUUACUCUAGGCAGCAUUAGAGUUAAAGAAAUAUUGUAGUAUUUAUUUUGUACCCUUUCUCCACAAAAUUUGAAUUAAAUACAUAUGUGAGGUUAUUUGCAAUAAUUGAUGCAAGGGUGUUGAUGAAUGGCCAUACAUUUUUUAGACUUUGUUGUAGCAUAUAAGAAUUUGGGUGCAGAUGUAACGAUCUUAUAAUCUAUUGAAUGCAGUUUUUCAUGGAGUACUAGAGAGGUCUUAUUGCCAAAUUGAUUGUAAUGAGGCACUAAGAUAGGGUAGAAAAAUUAUACAUGUAGUGAAGAAAAUACUUAAACUCAUCUCUAAGACAUAUUUAACAAAUGUGAGAAAAUUUUUCAUUUAAAAUAGUUAUUUUGAAAUGAAGAUGAAAAUGUAUUCAUCUUGAUUGUCUUCAAAGAAAUUAUUUAUACCAUAUUAUGAGACAAGUAUGCAAAGAAAAAAAUAUGAGAAAUAGUAGCAUACUGAGAGUGUGUGUAUAUAGUUUAUGCCUUUCCAAGGCUGCCAAUCGUUUUGGCUUUGAACAGUACUGUCCCAGCAGCCACAGUCCUUAUUGUACCCCAACUCACAGCUAUCUUUUAGAAGUUUUAUGUUCACGGUGAAAGGAAUGUUGAGUUUGAAAUUAUACGUUUUUUUUUUUAAUGUCACUAUAAACUAAUGGAAUAGUAAUUUUUAAGCAAACUUGCUGAAUAUUGAGAGAAUAACCUACUAAGUUAAAUUAUAGAUAGCAAUGUAGCUCUUCUCUCUUGAUGGUUUCUCAUAAUGGCUUUCUGUUACUUGACUAUUUUCUUGGUGAACAUUAGAACUAAAAUAGUGACUGGAAUUGGUUAUCUGGCUAAGGAUUUUGAAACACAUUUUGAAUAAUAUGACUUAGUGUUUAAUGGGGAAAUAAAAUGAUAUUUUUUCGUAUUCA
Messenger RNA from Oryctolagus cuniculus (rabbit), 2579 nucleotides. Its product is annotated as MOB-like protein phocein. NCBI's taxonomy places the organism in Eukaryota, Metazoa, Chordata, Mammalia, Lagomorpha, Leporidae. The record is from RefSeq and is a predicted model, not a curated record.